CUCGCCCUAAAGAUGGCAGCCUCCAUGGUGAGGCAGGUGUCGCAAGAAUUUAAUCGAAGUCUUUUCUCUUCUGCGUUAGGUUUGCCAGCAGUGACAUCAGUAAGAUACAGAUCAAAAAAGAAAGGAGGAAGGUCUAAAAACCUGGGAGGCAAAAGGGCCACAGUUGGAAAAUCUUAUGGCAUAAAAAGAAAUGAUGGCAACUUUGUUCACAAAGGAGAGAUAUUAGUCAAUCAGUGUGGGCUGAGGUUCUACCCAGGAGAAAAUGUGGACAUAGACAGGACGAAUCGGCUGAUUGCACUCACAGACGGGACAGUGAUUGUUUCAUGUGAAAAACUCAAUCCAUACCCAAACAGCCCUCUCUAUAGACCAGUUCAGAAUGGACUUGAAAUUUACAAAAAAUUCUUUCAUGUUAUCCCAAUACCUCUAAAAGCUAAAUUUAAACUUGUAUCGGAGACAUAACCAUUUCAUUUCUGUUAGAUUUACUGUGCACAUAUGAAAAUGCUUUAUGAGAAAAUAUUGUUUUUAUAAAUUAAGAAAUUAUAGAUUUUAAAA
This is a messenger RNA of Saccostrea echinata, 552 nucleotides long. RefSeq names its product large ribosomal subunit protein bL27m-like. The record is from RefSeq and is a predicted model, not a curated record. Gene Ontology annotation, biological process: translation. Gene Ontology annotation, molecular function: structural constituent of ribosome. Gene Ontology annotation, cellular component: ribosome; mitochondrial large ribosomal subunit. Lineage: Eukaryota; Metazoa; Mollusca; Bivalvia; Ostreida; Ostreidae. The transcript has 3 exons. Bases 13 to 459 code for a protein of 148 amino acids.